UCUUUUUUUUUUAAAAACCAUAUAAAUACAAAAAUAAAAAUAUUCAAUAAAUUUUUUAAAAUGAAAUUAUAAAAAUACUAAAAUAUAUCUAUUAUAUUUUAAUUAAUAUUAUAAAAUUUUAAAAUAAAAAUAUUUUCUAUAAUUUUAAAAAUUUAAAACUAUAACUUUGAAAAUAUAAUUUACAUAUUUAUUAUAAUAUUAUGAUUUUUGAUAUUUUUAUAAUUAUAUAAAAUGUAAAUAUUGUUAAUUUGUUAUUUAACCGCUGUUGUAUUUGGUAGAUAACCAGUCAUAAGUAUCCCGCAAAUGCACCAAUUUCUAACCGCAGAACCAGUCGUACAAAUCUUUUAAAACCGCUAGAAACCGCAACUAUCCGCAACCGCAAACGUCCGCAGCCGCAACCGCAACCGCUGCGUUUGAACCAGUCAGACAUUGACAGUUAUUUUUUAAAAAUAUUUUAGUCGAUAGACUUAUUACGUACCAUCUAAACCUAAUUACGAUGGUAUUAGAUACAAUUCAAUAAAACAUGGUUAUUUUUGUAUUUGUAAUGUCUAUGGCUAAUGGUCACUCCGUCUAUGGAUUCCAUCAUGUGCGCAACGGAUUGUGUAUUGUUUUCGAGAAUUUCGAAAAGAUGUCUAUUGGCAUACGGUCACUGCAUGAUUAUUUUCCGUAUCAAUUCAUUUUUUCCCUAAAUAGAUCACCGUAUACCAAAAAUCCAGAUGUUAUUCAAGAUAUAGUAUUAGGUUUAUUUACAAAACAAAAAGUAGUCAGAAUUUGCCGAAAAAAUUGGAUCAAGCAAUGCGGAAGAGAAAUCAAAUGAAAUAGGGACAAAAUACGAUCACACCAAAGCAUUGAGAAUCCUACCGAAAGCACACAGCCUACACUCAAAAAUAAAUCAUAUUAGUGAUUCAAAAGUACGUAAAUAAGAGAAAUGGCAAACACAGAGCCAGCGACGGUUACCAACAAGCAAAUCAUAUUCUCAGGUUAUGUGAGUGGAUUCCCGAAGGAAUCCGAUCUAAAAGUCACCACAACCACCAUUGAUCUAAGGAUUCCAGAGAGAUCCACAUCAGUUCUGGUGAAGAAUCUUUACUUGUCUUGCGAUCCUUACAUGCGCAUUAGCAUGGGAAAGCCUGAGCCGUUGAGUUCUUCGCUCGUCCCACCGUUCAAUACCGGCGAGCCAAUCAUUGGCCUUGGAGUGUCUAAAGUGAUAGAUUCAGGACAUCCAGAUUACAAAAAAGGAGACUUACUCUGGGGAGUAGUUGGAUGGGAGGAGUACAGUGUUAUUACUCUAUUUCCUUACUCACAUUUUAAGAUCCAUCACACAGAUGUUCCAUUAUCUUACUACACUGGGCUUCUUGGCAUGCCUGGUAUGACUGCUUAUGCUGGAUUUUACGAAAUUUGUUCACCUAAGGGAGGAGAGACAGUCUUCGUGUCAGCUGCAUCCGGUGCAGUUGGUCAGCUUGUUGGACAAUUUGCAAAGCUGAUGGGUUGUUAUGUGGUUGGAAGUGCCGGUAGUAAAGAAAAAGUUGAUCUUCUCAAGACAAAGUUUGGAUUUGACGACGCUUUCAAUUACAAGGAGGAGAAUGACCUUAACAUAGCCCUAAAGAGGUUAGAAAUUACAUAUUUAGUUAAUAGAUAGACGACAAUCAUAUACUACAUCUUUGGCUUAUUCUAAAAUUAAUAAAUAACUUACUAGGUAUUUCCCGGAAGGGAUCGACAUAUAUUUCGAAAACGUGGGAGGCAAAAUGUUGGAUGCAGUGCUGAUAAACAUGAAGUUGAAUGGUCGUAUCGCAGUUUGUGGAAUGAUCUCACAGUAUAAUUUAGUGGAUCCAGAAGGUGUACACAAUCUAACCACGAUCCUUUACAAGAGGAUAAAGGUUCAAGGCUUUGCUGUCUCUGAUUUCUACGACAAAUACUCAAAGUUUUUGGAUUUUGU
Brassica rapa (field mustard) is the source of this 1933-nucleotide messenger RNA. Its product is annotated as NADP-dependent alkenal double bond reductase P2. Gene Ontology annotation, biological process: response to oxidative stress. Gene Ontology annotation, molecular function: 2-alkenal reductase [NAD(P)H] activity. The record is from RefSeq and is a predicted model, not a curated record. Lineage: Eukaryota; Viridiplantae; Streptophyta; Magnoliopsida; Brassicales; Brassicaceae.